Vombatus ursinus (common wombat) is the source of this 1499-nucleotide messenger RNA. RefSeq names its product SUN domain-containing protein 2-like. The record is from RefSeq and is a predicted model, not a curated record. The transcript is spliced from 3 exons. NCBI's taxonomy places the organism in Eukaryota, Metazoa, Chordata, Mammalia, Diprotodontia, Vombatidae. The coding region runs from base 1179 to 1499 and encodes 106 amino acids.
CUCCGCAGCUACGGGGGCUGGUCUGGCCAUGCCAGGACCGGGAGGCAGAGGAGGUGUGGGCAAUUGGAGUGUCUGGAGCCCUAGGUGAGGACACGGUUCCCUCCUCUGUGGCAGGACACAGUGGCUGCCCCUUCUUUUGUCUGCACAGCCUCUGUGCCAAGGCACAUGUGCCUCUGCUCCAUCCCCUACCGUCCCCACCUAGUUCUCCAGGUACAGGAGUGUCCAUGACUGAAUUGAAUCUCCCAAUGCCAAGCCUGCUUUUCCACCCCAUUUCAUCUCCCUCCCCCUGCCCGCCAAAAAAACAAAAAAACAAAAAAACAAAACCAAAAACAAAAACAAAACUCCAGUAUGGACUUGUACAGGGCUUGACAAUUUAGAAAUCCCUGAGGAAACAUUCAGGUUGGACUUCCUGAGCAAGCAGAUGGGAAGGCCUAGGGCCUGCCUUGGAGGGGGGGACCACUUGUCAACCUUGACUUUUUGUAGCAUGAGUAUAAUAUUCCUCAAGAGCUGUGAUGGUGAAAUGAAGAAAAAGUCUAUAGAGGGCCAGGGCUGUUUCUCAUGAAGCCUAUUGCCCAAGAGUCAGGGUUAGGAUCAGCUGGUUAGCUUGGACCAGUACAUGUGACCCCUUCCACCCACCCGAACAGGGUUUUGGGUGGUGAGGGAAACCAAAGACUUGGAAGAGAAGGUGGUUCUUUCCCUCCAACUUACAGUCUAUGGGGAGAAGAACAAGUCGUGUUUGUGAAGCAACCCAAUCACAAGUCCAGUGUUACAAGCUCAGAUUCGAUAAAGAUGCUGUGAGGGAGAGAGUCAGCAAAGAGUUGGGCCUCUGUUUCAGCAGGGAAGCCUAGUGCAGGAUCCUUUUGAGAGUAGAUUUAGUGGCCAGUCUGAGGCAGGGCUGAGCUCAGGCCAUGAGGUUGGUGAGCUUGACCCUGGUAGGCAGCCAUCAUCAAUGUGCCUUGGAGCUGCUUCAGAAGCACCUGAGGAGAGAAGCUGCCAGCCCAUCUUCCCUUUUGGAGGAAUGAGUCUGGGGAAUUUGGUCCCUCCCUUUCAAAGUCGCCCGCAUCAGUCCCUUCUCAGGCUCUCCCAGAAAAUAGCAUCAAGUCACUCAGUCAGUAAGCACUGCUUCUCAUUCCUUCUUUGGGGAAUUUCCAGAAUUACUCAAGUCAAAGGCUUUGAGGAUGUCUCGGCGCAGUGAGCGCCUGCGCCUCCGUUACCAGGCACUUGGUGAUGGAGGCAACAGCAGCAGCAGCAGAAGCAGCAGCAGCACUGGAGGGAAUUCCCAGGUGGCUGAGCAGCACACCAACUGGAGGGAGGGUCCCCUCAGGACUCUGAGGAGGAAGUCCAGUAGGGUCAAAGGCUUCUCACUAGGCCUCUCACCAGCCCCUCAUCUGGCCCUGUACACCUGUAACACCCCUGAAUCCUCCUCAGGGUACUUCUCUGAGGAUGACUCUGCAGGUAGGCAUCACUUCUUCUGCCCUGGAGGCCCAUUCCACAGAUAA